GUGUGGACGGUUUUUCUUGAUUUCUACUUUGGCAUUGACUGAAUCGGGAUGUAUUUGUUUUAACGGUGCAGGAAACGAUUCCAGGCAGAACAAUGAGACGGCAAGUACUGUUGUUUCUCUCGCUGCUAUGCCUCAGCUACGUGAUCGGGCAGUGAGAGCCAGAGACGCUGACUGGAACCAGAAUGCCCGUGUUUCUUACAUCCUGGAGGACUCCUCUGCUAACGGAGUGCAAGUCUCCUCUUAUGUGUCUGUUAGUGCUGAUAGUGGAGUCAUCCAUGCAGUGCGCUCUUUUGACUACGAGCAGAUCAAAGACUUCCACUUCCGGGUCAAAGCACAGGACGGAGGCUCUCCUCCACUGAGUAGCAAUGUGACUGUGAAAAUACUGAUCCAGGACCAGAACGACAACCCUCCUCAGGUCCUGUACCCAGUCCAGACUGGUGGCUCUCUGGUGGCUGAGAUGGUGCCUCGAUCAGCAGGUGUGGGCUAUCUGGUCACUAAAGUGGUGGCUGUUGAUGUGGACUCUGGACAGAAUGCCUGGCUCUCCUAUAAACUGCAGAAAGCCACAGACAGGGCGCUGUUUGAAGUGGGCUUACAGAAUGGAGAAAUAAGGACUAUCCGCCAGGUGACUGAUAAAGAUGCUGUGAAACAAAGACUGACUGUUAUAGUGGAGGACAACGGGCAGCCCUCUCGUUCAGCUACAGUCAUUGUUAACGUGGUGGUGGCGGACAGCUUCCCGGAAGUGCUGUCUGAGUUCACUGACUUUACACAGGACAAGGAGUACAAUGACAACCUGACUUUUUACUUAGUGCUGGCUCUGGCUGUAGUGUCCUUCCUCUUCAUCACGUGUUUAGUGGUUAUCAUAUCAGUGAAGAUCUACAGGUGGAGACAGUCUCGCAUCAUGUUUCACUCCAAUCUCCCUGUGAUUCCAUAUUAUCCUCCACGUUACUCAGACACUUUGGGGACAGGGACUCUCCAACACGUGUACAAUUACGAGGUGUGCAGGACGACUGACUCCAGAAAGAGUGACUGUAAGUUCGGCGGAGCUGGUAGUCAGAACGUGCUGAUAAUGGACCCCAGUUCUACAGGGACGAUGCAGCGGAUACAGAGUGAAAAGAGCAUCCUGGAUGAACCUGACUCUCCUCUAGAGGUCUAA
This is a messenger RNA of Trematomus bernacchii (emerald rockcod), 1153 nucleotides long. Its product is annotated as protocadherin gamma-A7-like. Gene Ontology annotation, biological process: homophilic cell-cell adhesion. The transcript is spliced from 3 exons. NCBI's taxonomy places the organism in Eukaryota, Metazoa, Chordata, Actinopteri, Perciformes, Nototheniidae. Gene Ontology annotation, molecular function: calcium ion binding. Bases 128 to 1153 code for a protein of 341 amino acids. The record is from RefSeq and is a predicted model, not a curated record. Gene Ontology annotation, cellular component: plasma membrane.